GCUGGAGGGCUGAGGAGGCGGCGCCGCCCGUUCUGUGCCCGCCAUGAGGCCUCAGCAGGCGCCGGUGUCCGGGAAGGUGUUCAUCCAGCGAGACUACAGCAGCGGCACUCGCUGCCAGUUCCAGACUAAGUUCCCGGCGGAGCUGGAGAACCGGAUUGAUAGACAGCAGUUUGAAGAAACAGUUCGAACUCUAAAUAACCUUUAUGCAGAAGCAGAGAAGCUUGGUGGCCAGUCGUAUCUUGAAGGCUGCUUGGCUUGUUUAACAGCAUAUACCAUCUUCUUGUGCAUGGAAACUCAUUACGAGAAGGUUCUAAAGAAAGUCUCCAAAUAUAUUCAAGAGCAGAACGAGAAGAUACAUGCUCCCCAAGGCCUCCUCCUGACAGAUCCCAUAGAGAGAGGACUUCGAGUUAUUGAAAUUACCAUUUAUGAAGACAGAAGCAUGAGCAGUGGAAGAUAAACCAUUGAAUUUAAGAUGCCACCUCCAGCUGAGGCCCUCAUCUAUCCACUGGCCAAUUGCAGGGUGUCCCCUACCUCCUCUCCAGAGCAUCAUUCCUUUGUAUCUGCUGCCAGAGCCAUGGUGCCAUUUACUCCAAGGACUAACUUUGUAAAAUUCCACACCCAGGGUAACGUGGUCAUUCAGCAUCCACUUUGUGUCUCCAAAUUGUGUAGGACUCUCUAAUAUUUUGAUUAGUUUCUGAGAAAACACAAUGAAGCAUUUCACUUUUUCUAUUCAAGAUCACUGAUAAAAUAUGCAGCUGGUCAGCCCAACACAAAACUUUAUUUCCUAUCUGCUAUUAGUACCAAGGACUCCUCAUUCCUUGGGCCAGCUUCCAUCCUCUAAACUUCCGCAAGUCAGAUCUUAAACCAGUAUUCAGUCAUACGCUUCAAAACUAACAAAAUAUUCUUCUCCAAGAUUUGUGUGACAAGUAGCUGUGUCUGGUUGUGUUAGUGCAUCUCCCAGAUUUCAGAUGAGAUCAGGUAUGUUUAGGAUGGUAUGGCCGUAGAUUUCUCCCAGAUUUCAAACAUUACUGUUGAUAAUUUUGCCAUGGCUUAAAUUUUACAGAUCUGUUUCUGUUGUUAAGUUUCUCCAACUGAAAUUCAUUGGAAAAAAAAAAAAAAGUGUAUCAUGUUAUUUUGUUUUAUUAUAGCAGUUUUCCUAAUUAAAAGUAUUUAAUGCAAUUCCAGUUAUUUUUCUUCUGAGAAUUUUGCUGUUGCAUUACCUUGAAUGUUGGGAAGAUGUGCUAUGCUUUGCUUGUUCAUUACAAAAAUAAGUAAGCACAAUAAAGUGGAUGGUAAACCAUCAAACUCCUAAAUGUCCCUCCUGUGUCCCUGAAUGUGUAAUAAGCAAGUAUAAUAAAUAUUUUAAUUAUAGUUUUGUUAUAAAUAUAACUUAUGAGAAAAAAAAUUGAUAGGAAUAAUACUAUAUACUGCUAAUUUUUAACUGUCCUCCCAGGCAAACCUUUUGAUUUUUAGACUUUCUUCCUAUACAGUAUUCAAUGCACAGAAAUCUUACCAAGUAUAAGUAAUUUCCAACUAAAACUGUCAAGUCUGAGUCAAUAUUUAUAGUUCUUUUGCCUAUGUGUUCUUAGUUUAGGGCUUCUUAUGCCUUGCGUUCAUCAUUGGGAUUUGAGAGCACUGUAUUUGGGAGAAAAGUUAAGAGAAAUGUAUUAGGAAAGAAUGAAGCAGUUAAAGGUUUUACUUUCAGAGAUACUGUAGGUGCUAAUAUUGGAUUCAGUCUUUCAAGUAUAAUUUCCACUAGCAGUCUAUUAUUCAUAAGUCCCAUAUGUUUGUGUAAUAUUUUAAUUGUAUAAACUUCGUUGUUACUUUAUGGCCUGUAUUUGUCUGUCUGCCUUUUAAACCCGUUGAAAUAACUUUGCUGAAAUAUUAACACAGUAAAUUUUUUCUUAAAAAAAAAAAG
Molecule: messenger RNA, 1918 nt
Organism: Erinaceus europaeus (western European hedgehog)
Lineage: Eukaryota; Metazoa; Chordata; Mammalia; Eulipotyphla; Erinaceidae
Product: golgin subfamily A member 7
Exons: 1
Coding region: 44-457 (137 amino acids)
Biological process (GO): peptidyl-L-cysteine S-palmitoylation; protein targeting to membrane; Golgi to plasma membrane protein transport
Cellular component (GO): palmitoyltransferase complex; Golgi stack
Source: RefSeq, a predicted model, not a curated record